AUGGAGGAGUCCCAGCACGAAGCAGCAGCACCGCUACCCACCAUGGCCUUUUCCCCUAUUGACUCGGAAAAUGAAUGCGAGGAUGAAAAUUUACGUACACAUUUUCCCGUUGGUGAUGAUCUGCCCCCUCAAAUUGUCAUUGAAAAUGGUGAAAAUGAAACUGUAAGUGAUGAGGACGAUAAUAAUGGCAAGGGCAAGGGCAAGUUUGAGUGGAAGCUCGUAAGUGAAGACGAAAAUGUUGAGCAAAAUCAGCGAGGUAUGACAUUUAGCUCUAUGGAAGAUCUUCGCUCAUAUUAUAGGCGGUUUGGUCGGAAAAAAGGUUUUGGAGUGGUAAUCAAAAAAGUCACUAGAGACAAAAUCACUGGGGAAAGCACACGUGUCACCCUUGCAUGUGGGCGUCAAGGCAAGCCACAACCCAAAACAAGCCAGCCAAAUCCCACAGUAAAAACGGACUGCAAGGCGAAGUUGAAUGCAAAGUUUGUUGAAGGACAGUGGUAUGUGACUAGUGUAGUUAUUGACCACAAUCAUGAUUUAAGCCCAAAGACGGGAAGAUAUUUUAAAUGCAAUAGGAAUUUGAAUUCUAACGUGAGAAGAAAGAUUAUAAUAAAUGAUAUGUCUGGGAUUAAACUGAGUCAGAGUUAUAAUGCUCUUGCUGUUGAAGCUGGGGGGUAUGAGAAUCUUCCUUUUAUAGAAAAAGAUUGCAGAAACUUCAUUAACAAGGAAAGGCGCAUUCGGCUUGGCCAAGGAGGUGCUAAAGCACUUCUAGACUAUUUGAAUAGGAUGCAAGCAGCCGAUAGUGGUUUCUACUUUAGAGUUGAUGUUGAUGAUGAUUCUAGAUUGAAAAAUGUAUUUUGGGUUGACGCAAGAAGUAGGGCAUUGUAUGAAAGUUUUGGGGAUGUUGUGACAUUUGACACGACAUACUUAACUAACAAAUAUGGUAUGCCAUUUGCUCCAUUCGUGGGAGUGAACCACCAUGGUCAGUCAAUCCUUUUUGGAGCAGCAUUAAUAUCUAGUGAGGAUACAGAAAAUUUUGUAUGGUUGUUUGAGAAUUGGUUAAAUUGCAUGAAUGGCCAAGCGCCCAUCGCAAUUAUAACAGAUCAAGAUCGGGCUAUGAAAAAUGCAAUUGCAAGAGUUUUCCCAGGAACCCGACACCGAUAUUGUCUAUGGCACAUUUUGAAAAAAAUUCCUGACAAAUUUAAAUCAUAUUCAAAUUAUGUUGCCAUUAAGAGUGCCAUACAUAAAUGUGUUUAUGAGUCUCAAACAUGUGGUGACUUUGAGGUAGGAAGGAAAAGUCUACUAGAUAGUUAUGACCUUAAUGAUCAUGAUUGGUUGCACCAGUUAUAUAAUGACCGGACUUUUUGGGUACCGGCAUAUCUAAAAGGUGUGUUUUGGGCUGGUAUGAGGACUACACAGCGGAGUGAAAGUAUGAAUGCCUUUUUUGAUGGCUAUCUGCAUCCGUCUACCACUUUGAAGCAAUUUGUUGAUCAAUAUGAUCUUGCUUUGCGGAAGAAGGUUGAGAAUGAGACUCAUGCAGAUUUUAAGUCUUUUACUACUAAGGUAAAAGUUCAAAAUGCAGUAGUUGAAGAUGCUUAUGUGAAAUUAGUAACAUAUGUUGUCUAUUUCAAUGGAGCUGAAGAUGAAUUUGAAGUAAAAUGCACAUGUGACUCAUUUGAAUCAAGAGGCAUCGUAUGCAGACAUGUCUUUUCUGUAUUGUGUGCACAUAACAUUACAUCUUUGCCACCCAAAUAUUAUCUUGAUCGUUGGAGGAAGGAUGUGAAGCGAAGAUAUACUUUAAUUAAAAGUAGUUUUGAUGCGUUGAGUGCCAACCCCGAAGUAGAAAGAUAUGACACCUUGUGCAAACGUAUGCUUACAUUAGCAGAGGUCGCUGCAAGAAACGUGGAUGAUUACACAAAAGUCAAUAAGCAUAUUGAUAUGUUAAUGAAGGAAUUACGUGGUUCAAGUCCACCUUCGCUUGCACUUCCAGACGUAUCUUUAGCAUGUAAUGAAUUCAUUGAUGAUGUUGAGUUGGCGGUAGAUGGUAAUGAAGUUCAUAGUCCCAAUGUAGCUAAAAAAAGAGGAAGGUUACCGCAUAAAAGGAAGAUGUCUGCGGUGGAAAAAUCUACAGUGAAAAACAGUAAUCCCAAUCAAAGGAAACGAAAGAAGAAGACUUCCCAUGGAGAUGAUGUUCCACACAGUGAUGUUUUUGAAACUCAAGAGAGUGCAACUACUGAGGAUAUGUGGCCACUUGCGCUAUUGGAACGGUGA
Molecule: messenger RNA, 2265 nt
Organism: Corylus avellana
Lineage: Eukaryota; Viridiplantae; Streptophyta; Magnoliopsida; Fagales; Betulaceae
Source: RefSeq, a predicted model, not a curated record